UACCUGCCUCCAUAUCCUCCACGAUCAGUAUUCUGCCCCAGAACAACACUACUCUGACAAGCCUGCAAUUGCCCACUAAACCCUCGUUACAAAGACAGUUACAGGACUUUUUUUUGCUUGAUUAUAAAGGUAGUCGAUUACCUAGUCAUUCCUUUUUAUAACCGGUUAAAAAAAGAAGAUAAAAAGAACUACAGGCAGACUGUACACCAAAGCCUGCUAGUCCGGUAGCUUUCUGUCUGAGCUACCCCCUGAACUCAACGAGACAAAGCACUCUAUUUUAUCUAAAAAACGAUUCCGUGGUGGUGUUUUUUCAACCCGACCAGAGUUCAGAGAACCAAGAUAGGCAGCUUUGGAUCCAAGAUGUCGAACCGAGUGGUGUGCAGAGAAGCAAGUCACGCCGGCAGCUGGUACUCCUCCUCGGGAUCACAGCUGAAUGCACAACUAGAUAGCUGGUUGUCUCAGGCACAGUCCACCAUUGGACCUGCAAGAGCCAUCAUUGCACCCCACGCCGGCUACACCUAUUGUGGUGCCUGCGCAGCCCAUGCAUACAAACAAGUGGACCCCUCUGUUACUCGUAGGGUGUUUAUUCUGGGACCCUCACACCACGUGCCCCUGUCCCGCUGUGCCCUCUCCCUUGCCGAGGUCUACAAAACACCCCUCUAUGACCUGAGGAUCGACCAGAAGGUUUAUGCUGACCUCUGGAAAACAGGCAUGUUUGAGCGGAUGAGUCUGCAGACAGACGAGGACGAGCACAGUAUUGAAAUGCACUUGCCUUACACCGCGAAAGCCAUGGAGAGCCACAAAGAUGAGUUUAGCAUCGUCCCUGUGCUGGUGGGUGCACUGAGCGAGACUAAGGAACAGGAGUACGGAGCACUGUUCAGCAAGUACCUGGCGGACCCCUCCAAUCUGUUCAUCAUCUCAUCCGACUUCUGCCACUGGGGUCAGCGUUUUCGAUACACGUAUUACGAUGAGUCCCAAGGAGAGAUCUACAGAUCCAUUGAGAACCUUGAUAAAAUGGGGAUGGGCAUUAUAGAGCAGCUGGACCCGAUGUCUUUCACCAACUACUUGAAGAAAUACCACAACACCAUCUGUGGCCGUCACCCCAUUGGAGUGCUACUAAACGCGGUGGCGGAGCUGAGGAAGAACGGUUUAGAAAUGAACUUCUCCUUCCUGAACUACGCCCAAUCGAGCGAAUGCCGGAACUGGCAGGACAGCUCUGUGAGCUACGCCGCCGGGGCUCUCAUAGUUCAUUGAGGUCUGCCCCGUGGGGGAGGGGACCACUGCCUAUUGCCAUAACCUGAUCCAAACCCCCCCCCACCACCACCGUCACCCACUGAGCACCCACCAUCUGCAGGAAGGACCUAGAGAACCUAGAAUGCCAAUGACUUCCCUCCAUCAUCCUCGCUUAGCUCUCCCGCCGAUCUCCCCUCGGUGGGGGGGUGGACCGUUUUGCUGGGAUUGCAGUUUUGCUGAUUUAUAGGAGCCUAUGGUUCAGUAGCGGGGGGGGGGGGGGGGGGGCGUGCUGGGUAUUUUGGGGUGCGUAGGGUAGGAGGAGGAGGGGGUAUUUUGGAUCUCGUAAGGACUGGGGUUGGUCAAGUCCACUUUUUACUCCUCUAAAUAGGACUGAGGAUACAAGUUGAAAUGUAAAUUUCAUUUUAUCGCGACUCUCCUCCUGUGUGCUCGUGUUUUUUUUUUUUCCCCCUGAGAAAGUAUGAUUAAAGAGAAACUUCUAAAAUGAUUCAAGAGCAUUUCGAGGUCACCUGGAAGAAAUGGGUUUGACCGACAUCCUCAAGCAUUAUGCUGACUGAUAAUAGGGGUUGCUACUACCACGGUUUGUACAAACCUGCUUAUUGGUGUGGCUGCUAAAGGGCUGCAUUCAACCCAGUUCACUAACCCACUGCUGUACAUACCAAAUACAUUUACUACUAUUAUACUUAUACUAGUCGAUUUAAAUAUAAUCCUUUAUGCAUCAUUUUUUCUCUUUAUUUAAUCAGAUUUUGUUAGUUUUUCUUAGAUUUACUAGUAUUUACAAGCAGUGUGGUGGUACAAUUGAACGAGAAAGUGUUGUCAUUUAUGCUCCCCAUUGUUUAGCUGUACCCAGUUUUCCAGCGACCCCCUCGUAGCACUGAAUAGAUGUAUUGGCAGUGUCUGACUGCUGUCUUCAUGCUGUGUGAACAUACAACUACUAAUUUGAAUCCAUAACGUUCUACAGACCUUAGGAUAAAAAAAUAUGAUUAAAUCUAUUUAAACAGGUAAUUUAGUCAAUGUUACAAAUGGUCUUCUGGGCAACCGACUCAAGGACUCAGUCAAAUGUAGCGUUGCAGCACAUUUUCUGUGUGCCUCACUGAAUCUAUUCUCUUGUUACUGGUGGAUCCUUCUGCUGAAGUCAAGUGUUUACCAAUUUUAAAAUGAUGCACUCCUAGCACCCCUCCUUUUUAGAAAAUAAAAACCUUGGUUUCUGGUUUCAACAUGGGAAUUGGUUGAGGUUUGUUAAUGUUAAGAUAGCCAACUGGUCAAAAUCUAUUGACCGCACAACUGAAAAAGCGAGUCGGCCUUGACUCAUCGAAUCAGUGAAGAACACCACUAAAGCAUGACACACUGUGCUAUUGUGCCUUCGGAUCACUGCUGCACACUGAAAACCAUACUUUUCCUUGUCUUAUUUUACACCAUACGCUCUGGUUUGUUUCUCUCUAUAUGUAUCUUCUUUUUUUUGAGGACCCUGUAUUGUCUUGAAGUUAUCUUCUUUCCUACAGUAGGGAGUGGUCUCCCCCCCCCUGCCCAAAGCCCUAAGCUGAACCUCAGCACGGCUUCAUUUUGAGUUUGUUUUCUGCCGUUUAAUUGUUAGAUGUGUUUUUAUUUUUUGUAUUAUCUCUCUUGCAUAGAGAAUGGAAUUUCACAAGUCACAACACCUCCAAAAUAUACUGCUUAAAUACUCCUGCAAAGGAGCUGUUUCUAAUCUCAGGUUCCACAGAGGAAACAAAUCCCAAAAUACAGUCAAGGCUUAAGAUUCAUGUUACAAAAAAAGUAAAAAUAUAUUGAAAUGGAUGCAUUCUCCUGUCUUUAUUGAACAAUAGUGAUGUGUUGCUCUAACAUGCAAUCGAAAAAGUAACGUAUUUGAGAGAUUAUAAUUCAAAUGUCUGUAAACACGGAUGUAUGAAAUGCCCAUUUAACAGUGGUGUACAAUAUAAUGUAUGUAGACAGCUUUGUGUGUCCACAUUAAUGCGAUAUGCAUACAAACGUACCUCGAUUUUACCAGUAGAGGGAGCUAUAGUAAAUGAUGAAUCAAGUAAACCUAAAAUCUUCCCAUUUCCCAGUAUUGUGGUCCUUACCUCUUCUGAACAUCCCUCUCCUGGUCCCAUGCCGUUUUUUUGUUGGUAAUUGUCCUCCACCAAUGAUAACCUUAACCAUCAAUUAUAUUUUUUAUUCAAUUUUAGUUCAAUGUACAAUUAACAUGAAUUGGGUGUUGCCAUUAGACUCCAUCCCAAUAAAACGUUGAUAUAAAAGGGUGUAAACUAAUAUUCUAAUUCCAUUCACCAAGCAUUCAUUACUACUUACUUCAAUGAAUGGUGGCAUUUGUCUCUGCUAGUAUUGUUUGUUCUAUUUCAUAAUGCAUUCAUAAAGCAUUAAUCUGUCCCCUGUUUCUUUAAAAAGGGUGAUUGAGUUCAACAGUACUGGCAUUCAUGAAGGAUAAUCGGUAAUCUCACAGUGACAGACCUUGUAUCUCUACCUUUCAAUCUUUCUGUUUGAGAAUACUUAGUUCCCCUCUUUAGCUGUUAAAACUGCACAAACUAGAAACUGACCUUCAAAUGUUCAAAUUUCUCUUCACCUUUUUCAAUCAAAAGACUUGGGUUACUCCUCAUAUUCCUUCCCCUUCUCUGUUGAAGCUUGACGGGUUGGACUCUGAAUAACCCGAUUCGAUCUGACUGCC
Gadus chalcogrammus (walleye pollock) is the source of this 3928-nucleotide messenger RNA. RefSeq names its product mediator of cell motility 1 (gene memo1). The record is from RefSeq and is a predicted model, not a curated record. The coding region runs from base 361 to 1254 and encodes 297 amino acids. The transcript has 9 exons. Lineage: Eukaryota; Metazoa; Chordata; Actinopteri; Gadiformes; Gadidae.